AUGCAACGUGUCAACAAGGACUUGCGUGGCAAACGGACUGUCUCCAUCAGCAGCCGCCUGCGUACCUUGCUGAACGAGAAGAAGUGGCAAGUCAUAUUUGGAAGUUGCCUGAUUCUCACCGUCACAGCAGUCGCCAUUCCUGCUGGCGUGAGCCACACGUUGCGGGAAUCGGGACCACAGCCCUCACCUCCUCACAACACUGCCGCACAAGGCGAACCUGCUGAAGGACGGACGAAGAAGCGACGCGUUGACCACGGAAACACAGUCGCUGAGACGGCAAAGCGCCUACAGCCGGUUGCCCACGCUGCACCGCUGAACCGCCGCAAACCAGGUACCAAGAAGCAGCAGGAAUCCCAGGCCGUAUUGAUAAACCACCUUAAACCAGGGACCAAGAAGCAGCAAGACACACAGGCCGCAGCACGGAAGGACGAAACACCAGGGGCCAAGAAGCAGCAAGAGGCCUUCAUUGAAGUGCAGCACAAGCAAGGUGUUAGCGUUCAGGCAGAAGGCAUAUAUAGGUUUUCUCCCGUUCCCGAGACGGCACCGGGCGACCACUACCAAAAAGAUCUGCGACUUCCCAAGACAGUCGAGCCACUCGAGUACAAAUUGAAGUUUGAGCCCGUGUACACGGAUCAAAGCGUGUACUUCAAGGGUCACGCUCGCAUCUUUAUUCUGUGUAAGGAAAACACCAAGAUGAUUCAGAUGCACGCAUCCAAUCUUAUAAUCGAUCGAUCCAACUCAAGUCUCACUACGGUCGACCAGAAGCCCGGACCAGAAAUUCUUAACAUUCGCACGAACGACUUCUCCCAGUUCCUCUACAUUUACCUCGCCGACGAUAUAAUCGCUGGCGAGAAGUAUUACCUGAACAUUCCCUUCACCAGUAUUGCGUUUCACGACAACGGCUUCAACGUACGCCACUACACCAGAGACAACGGCACCCCUCUAUGGGUCAUUGGCACCAAUUUUCUCCCGACCGAGGCUCGAAGGGCUUUUCCUUGCUUUGACGAGCCUGGCCUCAAAUCGGUUUUCAACAUGGAAGUCAUCCGAGAUCCCAAUUUGCACACGCUGUCCAACAUGCCGCUCGCCAAAGUUUAUCCAAAAUCAAAAGGAAAACAGGCUGACGCGUUUGUUAAGACGUUCCCCAUGUCAACGUUCUCGGUUGGAUUUUUCAUCUCCGACUUUGUGUCAUACGGAAACACCUCGUUUAAGCUGUGGACGCGUCCCGGCAUUUUGAAGGACGUGGAUUUUCUAUUAGAGCUGGGUCCCAAGAUCCUCAAAUUUUAUGAAGCGUAUUUCGCCAUGCCGUACCAAGUUCCCAAGAUGGACGUGGUUGCAAUGGAGCAUUAUAUCAACGACGUUCAGAACAUGGGUCUCCUCUAUCUUCCGGAAAAUAUCGCCUUUUACGAUCCGGAAGAAGCGUCCACUGUCAAAAAGCAGAGUGUCCUGCUCUCCCUGUGCCACGCAUUCUCGCACGAGGACUAA
Ixodes scapularis (black-legged tick) is the source of this 1482-nucleotide messenger RNA. Its product is annotated as endoplasmic reticulum aminopeptidase 1-like. The transcript is spliced from 8 exons. Gene Ontology annotation, biological process: peptide catabolic process; proteolysis. Gene Ontology annotation, molecular function: metalloaminopeptidase activity; zinc ion binding; peptide binding. The coding region runs from base 1 to 1482 and encodes 493 amino acids. Gene Ontology annotation, cellular component: cytoplasm. The record is from RefSeq and is a predicted model, not a curated record. NCBI's taxonomy places the organism in Eukaryota, Metazoa, Arthropoda, Arachnida, Ixodida, Ixodidae.